CCAAAAUGGCGUCCUCCCAAAAAAAUCACACAUCGUGUCCCUGUCUUGCUCGUUACCCCCAAAAAAUAAAGGAUUAACGGCUUUCUACGACAGUUUACGAACGUCUCCAAGAAACCAAUCGCCCAAUUAUCAAACGAAAACACCGAAUAACCACAUUUCUUCCACCGCGAGUCGCAUUAAUCAUGUACCAUCGCGAAAGUGUUCACGAUAGAAACCAAUAAGACUGGGAAUUUUAUAAUUUUAUGAUUAACCUCCCUCUUCGUCCAGAAGUCAACAACUUCCAACGUUUUUACUCAGUGCUGUUCGUUUAUUUCGUUUGACGUGUUAUCAAUUGAAUUAUUACUUACAUAUUGUACAGAAGGCCUUGAAAAACGAUUCAAGAUGCCAACCCACCCGAAGUACCGUAACCUGAAGCGUCCAAAAGUGGUUGCAAAGAGAAACCUGAAGCUUCGUGACUACAAAAAGAGUUCAGGCGCCCUGAUCUGCAAGAAAUUGCAAACCAACAACAAAGCCCUGGCCCAGGCCCUCUCAAAGCAGAAAGAAGAGACCCAACAGUUGACCCUCGACAACCUGGAGCUGACCCGCCAGCUGAACGAGACAAAUCACCAGAAGAGAAGACACAUGGAGGCCUUCUCCAUAAUCCUCAAGAACUCCCGCGAGGCCAUGAACCUGAUGGUUAAAGCGACAGAGCAGGUGGUCAGUGCAAUAUCCACCUGCAACACACUCCUCCACCCAGAGAGUGGCAAUCCCCCUCGACCCUCGAGCACCAGAGACCCCAAUCGUCGUGUCUCGACAAAAUCCCCCAACAAAUCCCCAGCAAGAGGUGUCGUCCAGCCGAUGGUCAGUGGUCACGCAAUAGCUCAGCCAGCAAUAGCCCUGAGUAGAAUCAGAAUAGUGUCAAUGCCACCAAAUGUCAGUGACAUUGAGGAGACAACGGAAUCCCCAGGCACCCCAACGAGGCCAGUAUCGAGGAUGCCAGCGAGUCGUAACAGAGCCCUGAACCGAGGUAUUCCCCCAAUGAUGCCCCAGAGAAUCCGAGUGAGCUCCCCUAGGGACGAGACUCUCCCCCCCGACGACAGACGACUCUCCAACAUCAGCAGACGCUCCAGCAGAUACCAAAAACGAAAGUCAAGGACUUCGAGACACUCUGAUCUAGAGCCACGAGACAGUAUUAAUCAGAUUGAAACGACGAUGAGGACACCCAGAGUUUCACUGGAGGAUGUCUCCAGACUGAUGCACAACUCCCACAGCAUCAAUGUGAGGAGUCUGAUGGAUAUUGAGGAGGGGUCGGGGUUUCAGGGCUCUCCAGAGGCUGGUGAUAAUCAGAGCGAGGAAUUCGGUGUGCCAACUUCUUCGGGGGAAGUGUCUGCGGGGGAGGUGUCUCCAGGGGCGCCAGUGUCGUCAGAGUCACCAACAUCUUCGCCAGUUUCAAGGACAUCCUCUCCUACUUAUCAGCUGGAUCAUCGAGCGAGGAAGGAGAGGAAGAGGAGGCAUGCGAAGAAGGACAAAAUGGGGGAGACGAAGCUGGAGAAAUCAGUGUUCAGUCGAGUGCAGCAGAGGGUCUUUGAGGAUGAUCCUCUUGAGGGGACUAGCUGGAGGUACAGUAACGAGAUGGGAGGGGGUUCUGAGGGGGCUGACGAUGGAAAUGCCAACGAGAGCAAUGAUCUGAGUAAUGGGACGGGGAAUGAGACUAAUGGGACCAAUCUGGAGAAUUCCGAUGGAUCCAGGAUGAAUGAUACGUCUUCGAGGAUGUUCGAUGGCUCUCUCAGGGACUCAGCGGGAUUCUCGACGACUAAUCGCAUGUCCCUGACGAUGAUGAAUCCCCAUAAUGGGUGGGAGGGGUCUGAUGAUGACGAUGAGAGGUGUCAAGUCAUUGAUAUUGCUGCGAGGAGGAAUAGCGAUGGGGAGACGACGAAUUUCACAGCUGUUUUUGCGAGGAAUGUCUGCACCUCCAGAGGACGAGUCGAGGAUUUUGAUCCUGAUGAGUUUACGAUGAUGAGGAGGGGGAAUAGACCUUUUAAGCCUUGUGUUAUGGAUGAGCUGGAGAUGCCUGAUAUUCCUCCUCAGGAGUUGGAGCAGCCACUGGUGAGGGCUCCUGAGGUGAUGGCUGAACCAGAGAUCACGAAGACCAUUCAGAUUCAGGGGGUCAGUCAGCAGGUGGGGAUUCAGUCAGCCACUGGGGAAUUGCUGCCUAAUGUUACUUUUAAUACGAGUGUGACGAUGCCUGUUGACACCGUUGGACGGGAGUCGGAGGAUGAUACGGUGGUGGUGCCCAAUGGGCGGAGGAACAGGGCUGUGGUGCCCAUUGUGGAGUCGUCCAGCGAGUCUGAGGCGUCGACACCUCCGAGGAAAAAUAACAAGAGGACGAGCAGGACGAAGGGGAGCAAGAGGAGGGAUCCCAGCUCCGCAAAGGUUGUCCUGGAGAAACUCAAGGCGCCGGAACAGAGGAAGAGACCUGGGUCACCUGUACCCAGGCCAUCAUCGGUUAAUGGGUAUUUGAACAGAACAUCAAAUUCCCUCACCAGUGAUUCAGAAAGCAGUAAUGCUAGUUUUGGUAGUAAUGGUCGUCCAAGACGACAGAGAGCUCCAGUCAAUUUUGCAGAACCUUCAUUGAGAAAGAAAUUGAGGCGAGAGUGAGCGUCUGUUGACGACAGUAUAGCCUUUAAUGACUGAACUAAAGGACUGGCUGUAAUCACUAAUUAUUUGACCCAAUAGUUCGCGGUCGACAAUUGCAUUUCUAUGGUAACGUAAGGCCUGCUGAAUAAAGUUAAUUGUUCUCAUUUUCUCUGUAAGUUUAUCUGAAAUUUUUUGAAUCUGGUUAAACUGCUUCACAGAGAAAAUUCCUAUAGAAUAUUUAUAAAGAUUAUUGUCAAAAAUAUGUUGUGUUCUUCGGCGUUUUUCACUUGAUUAAACAUUGUCAUAUUCAUUGUCA
Molecule: messenger RNA, 2932 nt
Organism: Diachasma alloeum
Lineage: Eukaryota; Metazoa; Arthropoda; Insecta; Hymenoptera; Braconidae
Exons: 4
Coding region: 382-2637 (751 amino acids)
Biological process (GO): meiotic chromosome segregation
Cellular component (GO): chromosome, centromeric region; nucleus
Source: RefSeq, a predicted model, not a curated record